UCUUCCUAAAUCCCAUCUCUCCCUCCCUCCCCGCUUCUUGGGCAAUCUCGCAGCCCUAAAAGCGGUUACACAGACGGCAUUGGACAACACUGGCUUUCUGCAAUGGACUCCAUUGUCAAGCGACAGCCUGACGAGUUCCUACGGACGCAGAACGACCGGAUGCCGAUCAUCACGCCGACAUACAUCAGCAGCGACGACGGCGACGAGGAAGAAGACAGUGGAUGCAGCGGCGGCGCCUCCGACGACGGCGGCCAGUGCAUUCGAGCCACGGCGAUUGACGCUCUCGCGAGCGCUUCGAAGGGCCAGAAGACGAGGAGCCUGAAGGAGAUAGACCGUGACUUGGCGUUGAAGAAACCGAAGCUUGCCGAGGAAGUCGUCCACGUCGCGGUUCCCGUCAGUUUCCUUGCUCCGCUGCCGCCGUGCUCGCCCGUGGAGGUUGUUGACGGUGACCGGGCAGUUCAGGCUCGUGCCACCCGCAGGCAGUUCUGGAAGGCUGGGCAUUACGAGGGGGAAGGCAAUCGCGACGUUCUUGCGUCUCAGGAUGAUGCGCAUCCUGUCAUGGAUCGUGUCAGAGUCCAUCCCAAGUUUCUCCGUUCUAAUGCAACCAGCCAUAAAUGGGCUCUAGGAGCUUUUGCGGAGCUUCUUGACAACGCUCUAGAUGAGGUUUGCAAUGGAGGCCCUUAUGUUCACAUUGAUUUGUUAGAAAAUAAAAGGAAGAAUUCCUUAGUCUUGGUGAUUGAAGAUAAUGGUGGAGGGAUGACUGCUGACAAAAUGAGGCAGUGCAUAUCUCUUGGAUAUUCUGCCAAAAGCAAAGCUGCAAACACGAUUAGUCAAUAUGGAAAUGGGUUCAAGACGAGUACCAUGAGGCUGGGAGCAGAUGUGAUUGUAUUCUCACGGAGUGGGAAAUUAGGAGCAAUGAGUGCAUCACGAAGCAUUGGAAUGUUGUCCUACACAUUUCUAAGGGCAACAGGGAAGGAAGAUAUAAUUGUUCCUAUUGUUGAUUACAAGAAAAAGGGACAAGAAUGGAGCAAGAUAAUCGGAUCUUCUAUGGAUGAUUGGAAUAGAAACUUUGGAACCAUUUUGCAUUGGUCGCCAUUCGAAAGUGAGGAAGAACUUCUUCAGCAGUUCAAUUUGUUACAAAAUCAAGGUACACGAAUAAUGAUAUAUAAUCUCUGGGAAGAUGAUGAUGGAAAGCUGGAACUCAAUUUUGAUACCGAUCCCCAUGAUAUUCAAAUCAGGGGAGUAAAUCGGGAAGAGAAGAAAAUAAAGAUGGCUAAACGGUUUCCGAACUCGAGACAUUUUCUGACUUUUCGACAUUCGUUGAGGAGUUAUGCAUCAAUCCUCUAUCUCAGGCUGCCACCUGAUUUCAGGAUUAUUUUGCAUGGGAAAGAUGUUAAACACCACAACCUGGUGAAUGACAUGAUGCUGAGCCAGAAGAUAACAUACAAGCCUUUAAAUGUUGCGGAGAGUGCGUCCAAUGAUUCAACUAUGGUUGCGAAUGUGACCAUUGGGUUUGUGAAGGAUGCUUCCUUUCACGUUGAUGUUCAAGGUUUCAAUGUUUACCAUAAGAAUCGACUUAUUAAAACCUUCUGGAGGGUUUGGAAUGCUUCUGGAAGUGAUGGCCGCGGGGUUAUAGGUGUAUUGGAGGCAAACUUCAUUGAACCUGCUCAUGACAAACAAGACUUUGAGCGCACAAUAGUGCUUUCGAGACUUGAGGCGCGCCUGGUGGCGAUGCAGAGAAAUUACUGGAAUAAAAAUUGCCAUCAUGUUGGUUAUGCAGCAAGGCAACCAUCAAAGAAACCAGUUUCUUUCCAAAUGGAAGGCUCUAGUAAAAGUAAAUCAUGUUCCUCGUCAGUAGGGAAGGGGAAUGGAGUAAUCAGUCCAUGUUCUAGGUCGAAGCUGAAUGCGAAGCAGCAGGAGGCAUCUACGGAUUUGGAUGAAUCAAGUGAGGAUAGAAGUUCUAACGGGGCUUGCCCAGCUAACGUUCAUGGCCAACAAGCUACGGCAUGUAACUUCAAAAUUGGUCCCUUGGGAAGAGCUUCAUGAACGACGGACGGUAUCAGAAACAGCAAUGCUCAUGUUUCUGCUUGCCAAACAGACAUGUUAGUCAGGAUGAAAGAAGAGAACCGCGAUUUAAGGCAAAGAUUGAAAGAAAGAAUGGGAUUGGAUGCAAUCGAUCUACUGCACCAGUUGCAGGUGGAGAGAGACAGACGCAAAUCACUUGAAACAAGACUUAAGGAAGGAGAAGAAAAGAUAGAAGAGGUAGACAAGGAGCGAACGGCACUAAUUAGCAUCCUCGUGAAAGAAAGGAUCCAAGGAGAACGGGUUGAGGACGAGCGCAGGGAGGAAUUGACAGGUGCAUCUAGUACGAUUGAUGAACUGCUUCAUAGGAUAAGGCGGUUAGAAGACGUGAAGAGCUUAAAUGCCAAAGUCGAACGCUGAAGCGCAGAUUACAGGC
This is a messenger RNA of Rhodamnia argentea, 2458 nucleotides long. Its product is annotated as protein MICRORCHIDIA 7. Lineage: Eukaryota; Viridiplantae; Streptophyta; Magnoliopsida; Myrtales; Myrtaceae. The record is from RefSeq and is a predicted model, not a curated record. The transcript is spliced from 19 exons. Gene Ontology annotation, molecular function: ATP hydrolysis activity. Gene Ontology annotation, cellular component: nucleus.